CCGAAUGAAUAAUAUUGUCAUCGCAUGCAUCAAACGUGAUACAUAAUGGAUCGAACUCGGUGCGUAUGUAACACAACGAUUCUAACUUCGUUCUGAAAAUUCAAAUCACUAGAUCGGCACAGUGCUGGGUGGAUCGAUUAAUCGUUUACCGUUGGCCAUAGCAACGACCGAGACGAUGUGUAACCAUACGCGGCACGUACCUCAGGAAGAAUCGCGUUAUUAUAGCAAGUAGAAGAGAUUGAAACUUGCGUGGGUGUUAAAGUCAUGAGAGAGAGAGAAUCGCAUAGAGAUGUCUCAGCAUUGGCAUGGCCACUGGACGGAAGAUACGUUCACUGCGAAAAGAUUGCGAAAUUGGGAAGUGCCUAAAUGGUACCCCAGCUGGCCAGACAGACAUUGCGGCACUACAAAAUUGAUCGCCAACGACAACGGACAUAUAUUGGACAGCGCUAAAAAAGCCAAGUGCUCGCCAUGGGGAACGUAUAAGAACACGUGGGAUUUACCGAAAAGGAUUACCAAAGGCAUAGCGGAAGAAUUGUCAGCACCUUGUCAGUAUAGGAAAGAAGCAUGGGAAUUGCACAGGAAGAAACAGGAGAAUCUGUGCAAGAAAAUGGAGCAAGCGAAGAAGAAGACGAAGACAAGGAAAGAGAUUGAGCCACCGACAGAUACAGUGAGGAGAAAACAAACAGAUGAGAUACAAGAAUCAAGAGAAGCGCAAAAGCCAGAUUCAGAACAAGAACCAGAACAGAAGGCAGAUCCUUGUGAAAGUACUGAGAAGAACGAAGAUUGAAAGGACACAUAACAAGCUAUAUUUCUCAGUUUGUACCCUGUGAGACGAAAGAGAUGCAUAUUUGCCCGAUGAUAUUCUCUCAUGGCAGGGCUCCA
Dinoponera quadriceps is the source of this 882-nucleotide messenger RNA. RefSeq names its product protein Flattop. Gene Ontology annotation, biological process: cilium organization. NCBI's taxonomy places the organism in Eukaryota, Metazoa, Arthropoda, Insecta, Hymenoptera, Formicidae. The record is from RefSeq and is a predicted model, not a curated record. The transcript has 2 exons. Bases 290 to 787 code for a protein of 165 amino acids. Gene Ontology annotation, cellular component: ciliary basal body.